Vitis riparia (riverbank grape) is the source of this 1372-nucleotide messenger RNA. RefSeq names its product ankyrin repeat-containing protein At5g02620-like. The transcript has 3 exons. The coding region runs from base 71 to 1372 and encodes 433 amino acids. Lineage: Eukaryota; Viridiplantae; Streptophyta; Magnoliopsida; Vitales; Vitaceae. Gene Ontology annotation, cellular component: plasma membrane. The record is from RefSeq and is a predicted model, not a curated record. Gene Ontology annotation, molecular function: protein phosphatase 1 binding; protein phosphatase regulator activity.
AACCAUAUAUGACGCUCUGAUUCUCCCGAAUCCAAUUAAGCAUCGGUGAAGUAUUACUUGAAAGCUCAAUAUGAAAGACGAUAUUCUAGAACGGAGGAAUCUAUUGCUGGCAAGGCAUGGACUCGCAGAACCAAAAAUAAAGUAUAGUCUCAAGGAAUUGAACUUAAACAACGACACCAGUUUCCUAAGUCCCGGGAAGAACACAGCCCUUCAUUUGGCUGCAAGAAUGGGAGACACGAGUGCUGUGGAAGAGUUACUGAAUCGAAACACGUCCCUUCUCACUGAGAAGAACAUCAAAGGCAACACCCCACUGCACUUGGCAGCUCGUAUUGGCCAUGUUGAUGUUGUAGAAUUUCUCAUCUGCCAUGCUGAGAAGUUAGACGUUGAAAAUGGAGGAGUAUAUGAGGUAAUUAGUAUGACAAAUAUGAAAGACGACACGCCAUUGCAUGAAGCUGUUAGAGGUGGUCACCACUCGGUCACCUGUCUACUUGUGAAAAAAGUAGUCGAGGCAAAUCACUCUGAUUUGUUAGCUUCACGGAACAAAGCUGGGGAGUCUCCAUUCUCUAUGGCUAUUGAUGUAAAUAUUGUGAGAACGAUCCUAGAAGCAGAGCCCUCCUGUCUCCUGUACAGAGGUCCCAAUCACGAGACACCUCUCCACAGGGCCGUUUUUAGGGCUGACUUAGAUACUGUACAAAUUCUACUGGAGAAAAAGCCACGACUGAUCUUUGAGAAAGACAGCUAUGGGAGAACUCCCCUUCACUAUGCUGCAGCCUCCUCCGAUUUCCUUGUGUGGAUAGUCUGCGGUCAUUUGCUAAAACGAGACUCUUCCAUUGCGCUUCUCCAAGAUCACUAUCAAGCAACCCCUGCCCACUUGGCUGCGGAAUGUGGCAGUAGAAAGGCUUUGAUCACAAUUCUCAACGCCUGCCCUCAUUCAGUUGAGCUACUCAACCAACAGAGACAAAAUAUCCUUCAUGUAGCAGCACAAAAUGGGUCCGUUAUCGUGGUUAAAUGUAUUCUGAGUUUGCGGGAGGCGGAUGACCUGAUCAAUGAGCCGGAUAAGGAUGGAAACACAACCUUGCAUCUUGCUGCCAUGAACUUCCAUUCCAGUGUGGUACGUUGUCUUGCUUUGACAAGAAAGGUGGACAUCAGGGCCAUCAACAAUGAUGGUAAAACCGCUCUCGACGUAGCUCAGGAUUACAAGAGAAAUAUGACUGCUAAGAAGUCUUUUUUUAAAGCCUUUCUACUCAAAGAAGACAACUUCGAAAAUUGGAGCAUUCAGAUGAAGACUUUGCUUGAUUCCAAAAGUGUAUGGGAAGUCACAAAAAAAGGCUCUCAAGUGCCUGAAGAUGAAUGUAAGCCAUCGCAGACUUAA